UACUGUGCUGCGAACGAUCGCGCUCAUGUGAAGCCACGGGUCCGCCCAUCGCAGAAUGAAGUGUCUGUGCUUGUUUGUGCUGUUUCUGUGUGUGAGGUGCGAAGCCGGCGGCAGCAAGCCGCGCAGAGGCCGCGGCAGUAUGUGGUGGGGUAUAGCAAAGGCCGGCGAGCCGAACAAUCUGUCACCACUCUCACCCGGCGUGCUAUACAUGGACCCGGCGGUCCACGCGACACUACGGCGGAAGCAGCGCCGCUUAGCGCGAGAGAACCCUGGGGUGCUGGCCGCGGUCGCGAAGGGAGCCAGCAUGGCCGUCGCAGAGUGCCAGCACCAGUUUAAAUAUCGAAGAUGGAACUGUUCAACGAGAAACUUCCUGAGGGGCAAGAAUUUAUUCGGCAAGAUAGUUGAUAGAGGUUGUCGAGAGACUGCAUUCAUAUAUGCAAUCACGAGCGCUGGAGUGACACAUGCUGUGUCACGCGCAUGCGCAGAAGGUUCCAUCGAGUCGUGUACGUGUGAUUAUUCACACGUGGACCGCGCCCCGCACCGCUCCAGGGCCGCGGCAGCAGCCAACGUUCGAGUCUGGAAGUGGGGAGGAUGCAGCGACAACAUCGGCUUUGGCUUCAAGUUCAGCAGAGAAUUCGUCGACACCGGCGAGAGAGGCAAAACCCUCAGAGAGAAAAUGAACCUUCACAACAACGAAGCCGGCAGAAUGCACGUGCAAACGGAGAUGCGUCAGGAAUGCAAAUGCCACGGUAUGUCGGGGUCCUGCACUGUGAAAACGUGUUGGAUGAGGUUGCCCAGCUUCCGCUCCGUCGGAGACGCGCUAAAAGACCGCUUCGAUGGCGCAUCGAGAGUGAUGAUGUCCAACACAGACUUAGAAGCGCCAGUACAACGGAACGACGCGGCGCCCCACAGAGUGCCGCGAAGGGAUCGAUAUCGAUUCCAAUUACGGCCGCACAAUCCGGACCACAAAUCACCGGGAUCUAAAGACCUCGUGUACCUGGAAUCAUCGCCGGGCUUCUGCGAAAAGAACCCAAGGCUGGGCAUUCCGGGCACGCACGGGCGUACCUGCAACGACACGAGUAUCGGCGUCGACGGCUGCGACCUUAUGUGUUGCGGCCGAGGCUACCGGACUGAGACUAUGUUCGUUGUGGAACGGUGUAACUGCACGUUCCACUGGUGUUGUGAAGUUAAAUGCAAAAUGUGUCGCACGGAAAAAGUGGUUCACACGUGUUUAUAGACUCGCUACUGAUGAGAGAAAGAGACUAUCUAUCCAACCAGUGCCUCGGACUUCAUGGUGAAGUAUUUUGUAUUGAGUUACGAACGGGAAGCGUGCAUAUAUUCACUUCCCAUUUUGACUUAUGUAAAUAUUUUUUUAAACUGUUUAUACAAUUGAACAAUGCUAAUUUAUCUGGCGUGAUACUAAAAUGCGUUACUCUUUAGAGUAAUUUAUUCAACUAUUAAGUGUGAAUGUGAUCUAGUAAUUUACACCGUUGUACGGAUACUAAUAAGACCAGUUCAGGGCGAUUUAUUAUUAGAGCUAUUUGUUAAAGUCAUCAAUUUGUAUAAGUAACUGGAUUUAUUGGUUUCAUUACACGGUGAAGCGUAAUUUAUUAUUUAUUUGAUAAUGGACUUCUGUUGUUACUAUUCUCCCCAAGCGCGAAUAUAAAGACUACUUUAAAUGGUAUUUUCUAAUAUCAUUUCAAAGUUAUAUUAAUUAUAUUGCAAUUUUGUUAUACUUCGAGUAAAACAUAAAUAAUCCCUGCCAUCCCAUUUAAAAUUUCAAUUUUAUAGACGUUAGCGUUGGGUGUACGGUCACAUUAUCUGUUUUGAGGCUCGAGAGCGAAAUUAUCUUGUAAUUAAAAUUUUAUAUUAAUUAUUAAGUCGUUUUAUGCAAAUUGCACCUUUAAUGCAUCCGGAUAAAGUGCCUUCUUGGGUGUUCACCUUCCGAGGCUGCUAGCUGUUCUUAUCAGUGUAUAAGUAGCACCAUCGUAAAAGUGUCCCACAUUACGAGAUAAACGCUCUCGAGAAUGUUAAUUAAAUAUUAAAAGAAUUAAAUAAUCAGUAUUAUACGUAUAAUAUUGUAUACGUGCUGCGUUCGAUAUUCGAAGAUAAAACUGCGCGUACAGUCUCGAGUCUUGACAGUUGUUAUAGAUUUUAAACAGUUGCUCGUGCGACAGUUGUUCUUUAUUUAUUAAAGCAUGUACAGAUCGCUUUUAUUACAUUUAAUUAGGGUGUGCGAACUGUUGACUGGACACACACGAGUGUAACUUUCUAACCUUGCUACUGACUAUCUCUGAUAAAAUAUAACUACUAAUUUGUUGGACAGAUUUAAUAGAGCAAGUGCUAAACAGGUUUCCUUGAUAAUUUUGACAGGCCUCGUCAACAGUUUGCUCGUUGAAAAUGGAGCUUUAUUAAAGAUAUAUCAACGUGAAUGAUAUUUUCAUACUAUGUGAUAUAAAAUAAUUAACAAGUAUUGCUAGGAUAGGUCUUGUAAUGUUACAUGUGUAUUAUAAUGAAUUUAAUGAUAAGUAAUUUCAGACCAGUUUUAAAUUAAGGUAUUUAUUAAAGCUUUGUUUUUGUAGGAUUUUUCAAUUGAAAUGGUUGUGUUAUUUGGAGUACUGUACAUAACUAUAUUUCGUAAAGCAAACCUCCAAUUUAUACGUAUUUUAAUGGAUAGCUAAGAAAGUGACAAUAAUUUUUUAAGUAGAA
Zerene cesonia (dogface butterfly) is the source of this 2709-nucleotide messenger RNA. It is a transcript of the gene wg, whose product is annotated as protein Wnt-1. Bases 56 to 1237 code for a protein of 393 amino acids. NCBI's taxonomy places the organism in Eukaryota, Metazoa, Arthropoda, Insecta, Lepidoptera, Pieridae. Gene Ontology annotation, biological process: cell fate commitment; multicellular organism development; canonical Wnt signaling pathway. Gene Ontology annotation, molecular function: cytokine activity; frizzled binding. The record is from RefSeq and is a predicted model, not a curated record. Gene Ontology annotation, cellular component: extracellular region. The transcript has 4 exons.